GCUCUACUACAUCUUCUACUGCCUUUUGCACAAAUUCUGCAUGUAGAGAGACAUGAUGUCUGAAUGAGUAAUAACAGAUGCUGAGAGAGAAAUCGUGAAGAUAAACUCGAUUAGUUCAGAGACGGCACAGAAUAUUUAAUUGAUUGUAUUUAGAAAUUAAUAUUUCUCAAUAUAUUAGAUAUAAGAUAUUACAUUUUAAUUUUCGUUACCUUUUUUAAAAAGGAAAACCAGAGGCUUUAGCCCUCACCGAUGGAAUUAUGGGCAGAGACGUGGCUUACUGUUGGGUCUCAAAUUCCCUUCCCACCCACUGGGGACAUUCCUGGGCGGCAGGAGAGCAAAUCUGGGAAUAGAAUAGACGUCGGGUGAAAAACAAAUGAUCUUGUUGUUAGCGAGUGUCUUGUAUUCCCAGAACUCUGAAGAAAUUCAAUGCAGUAUGGACUGGUCCAGAAGAAACCUCAAUAACUGCCACAUAAAUCCAGAAAACCAACAGUAUUCGGUGCCAGCUGUCUCGACUGCAGGACAUUCUUUGGCAAGUCGAGCCUCGUGCCAACCUCAGAACACGCCCGGUCAUGGGCAGAGAGCCGGGGAACAGAUGAAAAGCCAAGACAGGCUCAUUCAGAAUUUACUACAAGCAACAAGUUCUGAAGAGAUCCUAAAAAUCCAGCAGAAGGCUUUGGCGAAGUCCUCAAGCAAUCCGCAUCGGCAAGUUCCAAAAUCCCAAGCAUCUUCAGUGCCCUAUAAUGUUUCUGCUUCUACCCCAAACUACAGAGGAAAUCUGAAUUCUGUGCAUGUUUCCAGCUACAGAUACCAAAACAUUGGCAAUUCUGUUCAACAAGCAGCACUGCAGCCCCCGGCUGGACCACCCCAGGCUUCUGAUAAUCAGCCGAAUAAAUCCUACUGUGGGAAUGGGUCUUAUGUGUAUGCUCAGCCGGGAUCACAGCAGCCUGCAGCCAACUAUGAGAUGUAUGCUAAUGGCCAGAAUGUAAGGCACAUCCAGUUGCUCCAACAGCCUCAAAGGCAAAAUGUUCCUCAGGCUGCGUAUGACUUAAACAAUGCAGCAAUGCAGCAACAGCGAUGGAAUAAUGCAGCUCACUCCAACCUCAAAAACCCAAAAGACUGUGUUGGAGGGCAAAUGGUCUUCAGGCAAAAUAUCCAAAAUGGCCCCAUUAGUUUGUCGGAAAACGCCUUGGAAAGUCUUCAUGCAAAUGCAAGUUUACAGGUUCCAGCCUCUUAUGCUGCCGCUGUGGGUAAUCUUGGGAGCAAUGUGCGAAGUGACCAACUGUACACAAACCAAAGUGCCAACUACCAGUCAUCAAAUUAUCACAAAUCUGUCCCAAAUCCAACUGAACAAAGCACCAGUCCACCACAGGGCCAAGGCAGUGAGCCAGAUGCUUACUCGAACCCCAGUGCAUCGCAGAACAUUAGAGAGGCUAUUGUGGAAUAUUACAAAGUGAGACAUAUGUUGUUAACCCUUGCAAGAGAACAUAAACUCCAGUGGCAGCAUAUGCAGUUAUUAGCUCAGGGCCAGGCUGCAGCAAGAGCUCAAAAUGCACCUUCAGAUAUAAGUGCAGUGGGGCCCCAGAUGGUUUCUACCAAUGCCAUGUCACCACCGCUAGUCAGCAGUAGACAAACAACUCAACAAAUGGGGCUGCAGGCGGCAUCCGUUCCAUUCAGUAAUAACGCAUCGUCAUAUGUCAUGAGGCAAGAGCGUAACAGAAUUAACAUAACAAUAGCCCAGAAAACAGGUAAUCCCUUAGCUAACAGUGUUCCACAAGGCGUCAAUGCCAUGACUGUGAAUGUUCCUCAGCAAAGUGUCAAUGCCAUGGCUCUCAAUAUCCCUCAGCAAGGCGUCCAAGCCAUGGCUCUCAAUGCUCCUCAACAAGGCAGCAAUGUUCCUCAGCAAGGAGUCAAUACCAUGGCUCUCCGUUUUCCCCAGCAAGCAGGCAAUGCCAUAGCUCUCAUUGUUCCCCAGCAAGGCGGCAAUGCCUUGCCCAAAAGUGUCCCACAAAGUGUUAACACCUUGGCCAACAAGACAAGUUCUAACCACCAAGUCUAUCAAAUGGAUGGGAGAAACAGGCCUGAAGUAAACAACUACACAGUAUUUAAUGGAGGUCAGAUAAGUUCUGCUCACAGUUUAGUGGCCAGUCAAGCUCAAAGUUCGGAAAUUAGACAGAACUUAGACUGGUCCUUAAGAACCUCAUUGACUCCACAAAGAGCUGCUGUUACGGGAAAUUGUGAUGAUCUUUGUGGUGUUAAUGGCAGCCCCAAUACCCAAGUAUUGUUACAGAAAACACACCACUCAGGACCCCAGCAGUCCAUUGCGUCAAACCAGUCCAAUGCAAACAUGAACAUUUUACAGAAUAAUCUGCCAGGGUGUUCUGUAGCUCAGCAAAACUCCCUUUCUAGUCCUGUCUCUGAAUCUGGCCAUAAUUCAUCAACUGCCUUUAAUGCCAACUCAACCAAUAUUGUAGGUGGAUCACUAGAAGCCUUAGAAACGUGCUUAUCUCUGUGGAAAACCACAGUACAUAAUAUAUCUUCAAAUGAGCAAGGAACUGCAAGGCCGGACCAGAAAUUGUCUCCUUCAAAAGCUUCUGAGAGUGGAGUCAACCUCUCAAAUGACAUUUCCACUGCUCAUGUUGUAAAUGAAGGUGUAGCUAAUGAGGUUUCAGUCCAGAAGCAAGACACAUUGCCUCCUAAUCCGUUAAAAGGCACAGAACCUCAAAUUGCUAUUGUUUCUCCAUUAGUACAGGAAAAGUUAAACAGAUCUAAGGAACGGCAGCCCCCCAAAGAAUAUGAACAAUGUCCUGUAGUCCAGCAAGGUAGUGUUCACCGUUUAGAAGCCAAUACCAAGGAAAAGUUGGAGUCCUACUUCAUGGAUAUGGAAAACCUUGCUGAGAUCAAAGACAGUGAAUUCCUAGACAAGAUUAAAUCUUUAAAUGAUUUUGACUUUGUGAAGGCUGGAAUUCAGAAUAUGGAGACCCCGGCAAAGAGCUUAUCCCCUCCGACACCCUGUGGCUUGGACUUGACUUGUGUCCCAGCACAGGAUAACAAUCCUGUUCUCGAACCACGGGCUGAAAAUACCAUAGAGAAUUCUAAUGGAGAGACCACAAAUGAUAACUGUGAUGGGGAUUUGCAGAUAAUAAGUGUCUGCUCUCUUGCUGAAGGAAACACCUUCUAUGAUUCAUCUAUUGCCCACAUGUUUGAUAAUGAUUCCUUGCCAUCAGAAGACAAAUUAAUGUUAGAAGUUAAAAAAGAGCCUGAAGAGCCAGCAGAGGAGGAUGUUGAUACUAAAUCUGUCUUGACUGAAACAUUCACAGACUCGAUCGAUUCAGAAAUGGCUAAAAAGGCAGAAAUUCCAGAACCCAAGAGUGGGGUACUGUCGGGAAGUGCCGACUGCUUGCCGGACUUGGCAAACCCGGGUUAUAGUAUUGCAGCAACUUCAUCAGAAGAAACACCAUAUGCAGAAUUCCAGUCUUCCGGUGUAUCUGACCAGUUGUCUGAUUUAUUAAUGGAAUUCCCUUUUGGCAUUAAAAAUUAUGUUUCUGAGGAUAAAUUGGACCAUGUUUAUUGGCCUGGAGAUAGGGAUGCUGCCAAGGGGGUAACCAAGUUAGAGCCAACUGCUUCUCAAACUGCACCCUUACCUAUGAGCCAAGAAGUGACUGUAGCAAAGACUGUAUCUGUGCACCACACUCUGGUAGAUGGUGACAGCAUGUCAAUGCCUCUUCAUUUAGAAAGCUCUGUAGUCAAGUCAAGCUCCUUGGACAUCAGUCAUGGAACGUCUUUUGCAGAAAUGGUGUCCACCCAUAUCAGACAGAUGACUGUAACUGAAACAGUGACUACACUCCUCAGUGAGGUGAGGACUGUGACUCCUCCCAUUGACCAAGACAUGACUGUAGAGGAGAAUGUGUCUGUUCUGGUCUCCCAAAGUAAGAACGUGGAGGAGACGUUCUCCAUUCCUAUCGAUCAAAUAAAUGUUGUUGCAGAAAGUGGGCCUGUUGCUGUCAAUGAAGAAUUGACUGAGGAGACAGUGGUUUCUCCUAUCAGUCAUGCUUUGACUAUGGUCAAUAGUGUGCCAACCAAGCAGGAAAGUUCUUCAGUGGAGUGCUUGUCCUCCACGGGCAAGCAAAAUUCUGCAGUUCCAAUUCAAACCAAGGCUGAAGAUGAGACCGUGCCUCGUAUGAAUGCAAAUGUAAGUGACCAGUCUGAAUGCGUGAAUAUACCCUUUCUUGAUCAUGCGAAAGAAGCUCUCCAUAUAAAAACAGAAUUCCAAGAGACUUGUGAAGAAACUGAUAAAAGUGCCAUCAAACCAUCCAAGGAACCUGAAUCUAGUGAUGAAAAAUCUGAGACUGUUCUGGGAAAAGAUUCUAAAACACCAGAUCAGAACAUGUUUUGCUGCUUGUUUAGUUGGCUCAAUUAUUCUUAUGGAAGUGCACCAAAGAAAUGCUCUUGUAAGGUACAAGAUGACCAUAAAGUUGUGCCGUCAACACAGGAGUCGGCCCAAGACAAAAGUUCUACCAUUCCUAUAAUCAAAGAGGACCCGUCAAAGAGCUACGCUAAAUCCAAAGCAGAAUUUAAAGCGAGAUUGUCAACAGAGGACAAAAAACCCAAGCAGGAAAAUAAGUCCCCAGUUCCAGAAUUGUCUGACUUGAAAAGGAAGACUGGAAGCCCAAAAAAUGACCCUUCUCCAAAGUGUCUAAACCCUGAGAAAAAACAUAGAGAGCAGAAUUUUGAUAAAAAGUCAAAAUCUCUUCAUUCGUCCAAAAAAUCUGAGAAACUUGUUGUUAAAACAGACUUUUUGAAACACCGUCCAUCCCAAAAAGAGAGAGACCGGUCAGUCGAUAGUCCAUCAAGCAUUGACCAUAAAAUAAAGUCUAGGAUCUCAAAAGAUCCUGAUGUCAACUGUCAUAGUGUAGAUAAAGCAUUUCCAUCCCGGGAGACUCCUCAACACAAGUCUUUAAAAAGGCCAUCUAGGUGUAGCCAGAUGUCUUCUGGACCUGUGAAGAAGCAAAGGGAAUCCUCCAGUGGCCAAAAACGACAAGAUGAUAAACCAAGCACUCGGCAAGAUAAAAAAGUUCUUACCAUACAGGAAUAUUUUCAAAGAAACGGGUCAAAAGACACUCCCAGCAAAAGCCAAGAGCCUCAGCCCACACAAGCAGAUGAAUGUCCAAGACUUGAGAAGAGGCAGUCUCUUGCGGAGAAGCACAAGGCAGGGUUAAGUAGCAAUGGCUCUCGUAGCGUUGCUUCUAAAACCAGGUCUCCAGCAAAGUUUAGAAGUCCCGCUUCAAGAUUUCACAAAGAGCAGCCUGGAGCUCACAAAGGUUCCAGACCCCUUAAGAAAGAAAAAACGAAAUCCAACAUGUCAGGUGGUGCUGAUCUUUCCAAGCAAAGGGACCUUCUAAAGAAACAUUUUAAAGCUCCUGGAUCGCAAAAGGAUAAUAUGGGGAGGACCUAUUCUUCUAUCAAAGAGAAAAUCUACUUGACCCCGUGUGCCCUUGCCGGUGCUGAAUGUCCUUCUCGUGAAGGGAUACGCUUGACCAAGCUAGAGAUCAGACCUUCACCAGAAGAAAAACCGCAUAAACGGGCACGGAGAAGGUUGUCCGAACCAAGUUCACAGGGCAGAGUUUCAAGUUCUUAUAAGAAGGGAGCUGAAUGUCCUAAAAUGCUGGAGUUCAAACUGUGUCCUGAGCUGCUCCAGGGGAUCUCUACCUCACAGGAACGACUGGGAGAAUCCAAGACUGUGAAAGAAAAAUAUACUGUGGAAGGUAUUAAAAGCAAUAAGGAGGCUUGGUACAAAGAUAUUCCAUUUAAGAAGCGCAAGUUGGAUUGCACUGAAUGUGAAGGUGAACCUCAGCCAGACACCUCUACCGAUAAAGAAACCGUCCGUCAGACUCAAGAUUCUAAAACCACCUUUGAUGCCUAUAAAAAGAUGUAUCUGGAGAAGCGCAGCAAGAGCCUUGACAGCAGCCUGACCAAUUAACUCCUCUCCUGUGUAUUUUUAUACAACUCUGCUGGACUUUCGGUAGAACCCAACUGAUAAAGGUCAAUGGAGAAGACCUCCAUAAGUGCAGUAUUAUAGAGCUUGAAUCCGCUCUGAGCCUGUGGUUCUGAUAGCAAUUAAUGUUGUAACCCCAACCCUCAGCUGCCUUAUCUGGGCUUUUAUAUAAACAAAAGUGCAAAUGUAAAAGUCAGAGAGCUGAUUCAUUUCCCCCCACGUCCCCGGUUUCUGCACUGCUUUAAGUAACCGAAACUGGAUUGUUGCAUUUCCUGUACAGAUGUAUCUUUUUUUUUUAACCAAGCCGAGCACUGGUGCUUAAUACUUUGUUGUUGUUAUUUAAUGCUGCUACAAAGAAGGGGGUUCCACCUCAAAUCCUCACUCAACCUCCCCAGUUGCCAAGACCCAGUUUAAGCACCAAUCGGAUGUUUGCUUGUACCCCGGCUGCUCGACGGAAUAUUUGCACUAAAUGUUUACGUUGGGGGGGAGGGGAGUUUUUGUUACAUAUUCUGUUUCAUAUAAAUACAUAUAUUUUUUUAUUUCUCGGAAGUUGAAUACAUUUCCUUCGUGGUUUUUUUUUUUUCUUUCUUUUUGUAAAAGAUUUUGAUUUAUUCUGAAAGUAUUUUUCUUACACGGUUUGUAAAAGUUUCAAAUUGAAAUGUUUUUCGUUAUUCUUACGUUCCGACCGGCCUCGACGAAGAGCUGCUGAUUUUUAUAUAGAAAACCACCGCCGCCCCGUCCUGCAAAAAAAAACUUGUUAUUGCGCAAUAAAUUCUCUUUCCCGAGAGACUCCCCUUCAAUUGCGGCGUUUUCUAUGUUCCUUUUUGGAGAAGCCAGCGGAGUCCUGGAAAGGGAAUUCUUUGCACUGAUAAAUAUUGUUUUAUUGUUGGGGAUUUGCUUGUACAGAGUAAUACAGCUUUGUGCUGUGAGUACUUACACCCACUGUAUAUUGUACCGACAUUUUUUUUUUUUUUUACUGUCACCAGUUGUAGCGGAUACUGUUAUUGGAAUAAAAAGUGGUUAUUGCCUU
Molecule: messenger RNA, 7022 nt
Organism: Xenopus laevis (African clawed frog)
Lineage: Eukaryota; Metazoa; Chordata; Amphibia; Anura; Pipidae
Gene: resf1.L
Product: retroelement silencing factor 1
Exons: 4
Coding region: 374-5977 (1867 amino acids)
Source: RefSeq, a predicted model, not a curated record